Molecule: messenger RNA, 354 nt
Organism: Cladophialophora immunda
Lineage: Eukaryota; Fungi; Ascomycota; Eurotiomycetes; Chaetothyriales; Herpotrichiellaceae
Exons: 1
Coding region: 1-354 (117 amino acids)
Source: RefSeq, a predicted model, not a curated record
AUGAAUGGCGCGUCUGCCAAAGGGCCGCCCUCCUUCCGAGACACUCGAUCAGCUUGGAGAAUACUCCAACAGAAUCCUUCGUUGUUGUACACCAUGAUCUUCUGCAAUCCGGUGCUAGUCCUCCACGUUAUCAACGGGUUCCUCAGUUUCCUGUAUCCAACUGCCACCCACGACUCGAUCUUCGACACCUCAGUCCGACCUCAUCUAGACGCUCAUGCUCAAGACGGCCUGUGUCGCCUCUUCACCCUGUUCAUGGUUGCAUUACAAUCAGCACUCUACUCGUCGCAGGCAGCCAGAAUAACAACGCCACGCCUUUCAGACGGAGAUACGGACGAGAGAGCUGCUGACGGAUGA